This is a messenger RNA of Asterias rubens (European starfish), 1133 nucleotides long. RefSeq names its product DNA oxidative demethylase ALKBH2-like. The record is from RefSeq and is a predicted model, not a curated record. The coding region runs from base 219 to 1070 and encodes 283 amino acids. Gene Ontology annotation, biological process: DNA repair. The transcript is spliced from 3 exons. NCBI's taxonomy places the organism in Eukaryota, Metazoa, Echinodermata, Asteroidea, Forcipulatida, Asteriidae.
GAUGGCGCAGUUCAGUUUUUGAGUGGUGUGGGCGCAAUCUUUGAACUGCUGUCCGACCGAGUGGAGGUGACGCUACAGGCCUUUUUGCCCAGUCAAACCUCGGCAAGUGAAGUGGGCCGCCGGUGUCCAUGUCCCAGGGAAAUAUCCUGACUGAAUUUGAACUGAAAUAAGUAUAACCAUUUGUUUUUCAAGUUAUUCAUUGUCACACAUCCUUCGCAAUGGAAAAGUAUUUGGGUCGUGUUUUACCACCAACAAUCAAAACCUCGCCGUGUAAAAAUGACAUAGUGAAGAAACAUGGAGGCGGACUCAAUUUCCUUUUCAAGAGGAAAUUUGUGACCGAACAAAACCCCAACUCUGCCAGAAAAACUGGGGGAGAUAUUUGUCCUCCUUCUAAACGACAAAAGGAGGACGUUUCUCAGGAGUCACCAACCAUUCUGAGACCAUUAUGUCAACCUUCGUGGCGUAAAAUAUCAGCAGAGAAUCUUUCUUGUGACUACACCAAGUUGUACGGAAGGCGGGAAGCGAAGGAGUUGUUUGAUCACUGCGAGGGGGGCGGUCUGCAAUAUUUCACGGGGGAGUUAACGAAGGUGCAGGUGUUUGGAAAGUGGCACAGCAUUCCAAGAAAGCAGGUUGCCCAUGGCGACGCCAAUUUGACCUACAAGUAUUCAGGAGUUACAGUUCCAGCAAAGCCAUGGACAUCUUCACUUAAUAAGAUAAGAAACAGGAUUGAAGAAGUUACUGGUCACAGAUUCAACUUUGUUCUCAUUAAUAGAUACAAAGACGGGAAUGACUACAUGGGUGAACAUCGAGAUGAUGAGAAGGAGUUGGUUCCAACCAGUCCCAUUGCGUCCUUAUCCCUCGGCCAACCACGUGAUUUCAUCUUCCGACACGGGGAGUCACGCGGCAAGAAUGCAAAGAGAAAGCUGUCGCCCAUCAAAAUAGAGCUUGAGAACGGGAGUUUACUGAUGAUGAACUAUCCGACAAACUUUCACUGGUACCACUCACUACCUGUCAGGAAGAAAGCUCAUGGAGUGAGGAUCAACAUGACUUUCAGAUGUCUUAAAACUUGACGUAAAACAACAGAUGAUUCUGUUUGUUCUCAGCAAGUACUAAGUAUCCCCCCUCCCCCCUCC